This is a messenger RNA of Rhizopus microsporus ATCC 52813, 1215 nucleotides long. Its product is annotated as GroES-like protein. The coding region runs from base 71 to 1135 and encodes 354 amino acids. Lineage: Eukaryota; Fungi; Mucoromycota; Mucoromycetes; Mucorales; Rhizopodaceae. The record is from RefSeq and is a predicted model, not a curated record. Gene Ontology annotation, molecular function: oxidoreductase activity. The transcript has a single exon.
AUAAAAUCAGACCAUUCAUAUUGGCCUCUUUUCUUUUAUUGUUAAAUUAAGAUAAGCAAGUAAUCCUACAAUGCGUGGUGUUCUAUUCAUUAAAUAUGGCUCAACAGAUGAAGCCCUUCAGUAUAAAGAAGAUAUCCCAAGUCCCAAAAUCAAGAAUCCACAUCAAGUUCUUAUAGAGAUUAAAGCUACUGGUAUAAACCCUGUUGAACUUAAAGCCACAACCGGUUCUAUGAAACUCAUGACCUCCAUGGUCGUCUCUUUUCCUGGUAUUCUCGGUGCUGAUUUUGCUGGUGUGAUCGUGGAAAAGGGACAACAGGUUACUGACUUUGAAGUUGGAGAUGAAGUAUUUGGCUGUUUGCCUAUACCUUUAGGACCUAAUGGAACUUAUGCCGAGUAUACAGUUGCGGAUGUAAGGCAUUCAGCUAUUGCUAAAAAACCAGGGGAUCUAUCUUUUGUACAGGCCGCAUCGGCUGGUAUUGCGGUAUUGACAGCUUAUGACGGUAUUGUCAAGUUUGGUAAUAUAACUGACCAAAACAAGUCUGAAAAGAGAAGAGUAUUGGUCAUUGGUGCCUCUGGUGGUGUAGGAAGCUAUGGCGUUCAGCUUGCAAAAGCAGUGAACCCUGAUAAUUAUGUCGUUGGUAUUUGCAGCUCAAGAAAUGCGGAUUUUGUCAAGUCUCUUGGAGCUGAUAGCGUUAUUGACUAUAGCAAUGCUGAAGAAUACAGCUCAUUUUUACAAGACCGAAAUGAGCCUUUUGAUAUCAUCUUUGACUGUGUCGGAGGUGACGAUUACUACCAUAAACUAGCUCCUCUUUUAAAGCGUCAUGGUGUUUAUUCUACUGCUGUUGGACCUAUUAAACAUAUUGGGUCAGAAAAUAUUUCUAUUCCAAACCUUUUCAGCACUGCUGGCAAGCUUACGUACAGGAAACUAUUUGCUCCUCAUACAUAUGGUGUAAUCUUUUCUCUUCCUCACUCAAAGUUCAAGACUCAUAUCGCACCACUUUUUGAAUCAAAGGCUCUCAAGGGUAUGGUAGUGGAUGAUAGCAAUGUCUUUUCAUUAAGAGAUGUACAUAAGGCGCAUGAGAAACUGGCAACACAUCGAGUCAGGGGUAAAAUAGUACUUGAUAUCGAACAAUAAAGAACCUUAUUGCAAUAAGCAUUUUACUUUUUAUUUAAAAAGAUUGUAUACAUCAUUUCCAGAAAGAAAUGUCGCACUGG